Ectocarpus siliculosus is the source of this 2972-nucleotide messenger RNA. NCBI's taxonomy places the organism in Eukaryota, Phaeophyceae, Ectocarpales, Ectocarpaceae. The record is from the annotation of a GenBank genome assembly.
AUGAAAGCAACCGCUGCGGCCACGGCUUGGGCCAUGGCCCUGUGCUCCUGCGGAACAUCGAGCGCCUUCACGACACACACGUCGUUCUCCCGAGUCUCCGCGCCACGCAAUGCCGUGGGCAGGGCAAGUGCAAAGGGGACGCUGCGGCCACGAACGUUGAAUAUGGCCGUGGCCAUCCCCUCGGCGGUGUCUGUGGAGACAGCGCCUCCGGCGACGAUUGAUAUGGAGGGCGUGCAGCUGAGUGGACUGAACGGGCUGGCGCUCCAGCCGAAGACCUUCCCCACGAAGCGGGAGGUGAUGGACGUUAUUCCCAAGCACUGCUUCGUGAAGGAUACCGUUCGAUCAAUGAAGUACGCCGUGCUGUCGUGCGCCAUCACGCUGUCUAUGGGCGGGCUCGCUGCGGCCUUCCUUCCUCUCAAGCUGGCCAUGCUGCCGGCUUGGAUCGCGUAUGCCGUCUCUUGCGGCACCGCUGCGACCGGGGCGUGGGUGGUGGCGCACGAGUGCGGGCACGGCGCGUUCUCAUCUAACAGGCAACUGCAGGAUGCCGUCGGCUACGUACUUCACUCGGCUUUGCUGGUGCCGUACUUCUCGUGGCAACGCAGCCACGCGGUGCACCACGCCCACACCAACCACAUGGAGAAGGGGGAGACGCACGUGCCCGAGAUGGUCAGCCACAAGGGCUUCGGCCUCCAGAAGCAGCGCAAGCUGUUCCGAACUGUGCUGGGCAAGAAGCUCGGCACCGCGGCCUACGGGGUAGCCCAGACGUUCAACCACCUUGUGGUGGGCUGGCCGGCGUACCUCUUGUUCGGCGCCACCGGCGGGCCCUCGCGAGGGAUGACGAGCCACUUUUUCCCGCACCCCCCCUUCUCGACUGGGGAAAAGGGCACCGACCUCUACCCGGGGAAGUGGAAGAAGAAGGUCUGGCUGUCGGACGUGGGCGUGGCGGGCAUGAUCGCCGGUCUCGCGGCGUGGGCCUCCAAGGCCGGGGCGAUGCAGGUGGCGGCGCUGUACGGCGGCCCGCUCAUGGUGGUGAACGCGUGGCUGGUGCUCAUCACGUGGCUGCAGCACACGGAGGUGGACGUGCCGCACUUCGAGGCGGACAACUGGAACUUCAUCAAGGGCGCGCUGCACACCGUGGACCGCCCGUACGGCAAGGUGCUGGACUUCUUGCACCACCGCAUCGGGUCCACGCACGUCGCACACCACGUCGACUGCACGAUCCCACACUACCAUGCUCUGGAGGCGACCAACGCCAUCAAGGAGGCUUUCCCGGAGCACUACCUCUACGACCCCACCCCGCUGCCCCAGGCGACCUGGAGGCUGGCCACACAGUGCGCCGGGGUGGAGAAGCGCGGCGACAUGCACGUGUUCGUCACGAAAGAGUAACGGCUGUCGGUAACUACGUGUGCCCUUCAUGGCCGACAACUCGGCCGGCCCAGCCGCCAGGAGUGAAGAAGCGUGGCGACAUGCACGUUUUCGUCGCGAAGGAGUGAAGGCGGUGGUCGGUACAAACAUGUGCCGCUCAUGGCCGAAAACUCGGCCGGCCGGCCCAGUCGCCAAAUCGCCCCUGGUGUUGCCAUGCGGCUGGGCGGGGGGCUCGGGACGCCGGCAGUUGGGACGAGGAGACGAACGAAGAACACGAGCAGCCACACACUGGUUUUCAGCGUUUUUUAUUGUUUACAAGGGGAAAGGGUCGGGCGGGUUAGGGGGUGGAGAGGCAGGGACAUGUAGGCCAUCAAAAACUAGAGAACGCGGCGAGUGCUGCUGCAUUUGUGGGCUCGCCAGCAUUAUUUGAGUUUAUUUAGCCACCUGCCGGCCUCCGAUGGUGGAUCUUCGCGUUUUGCGCUUAUCUUAGUGCAUAGAAGCCAGGCAAAACCCUGGCGUGCGUUGUCAACUUAGCGACGCAAGAUGUUGGGGUCAUUUUCUCCCGGGAGAUUACAACGCAUUCAAGCGUUUUUAGUCUAGGGUUUUAAGCACGUGGCACACAAGACUAAGGUCUCCAUGUGUAGGCCCCCGAACGCGGCCGGAUAGGUACUGCCGUGAAGACUCCCCGUGUUUCAUUGGCCACGGGAAAGGGCAGGGAUAUCGCACGUUUCGUUUCCCAUGUGUUUUUGGGAUGCGCGGGCGUGCGGGCAAAUGGUUAAGGUUAGCAUAGGAUGGUACGUCUGUGUGUUUGGUCUACUAGCGGCUGGAAGCCGUCUUGGCCACUCCGUUUCGAACUGACCACUUGCUCAAGGGUGGUAUGUGUGUGAUUUUUUCUCCAGGCGGCGGGUAGGGUUUGGGGGGAAAGGGGCAGGGCCGCGGGUCCCGUGGUGAGUCGCGAAGGUCUAUCUCGCGGGGAACUAUUUAGAUGCGCGCACGAGUCGUUGUUGCUUCUCCGACCAUUUGAUAUCUUGUGGUGUUGUCUUUGAGUCUGGUGGUCGGGCGAGAGAGGCCCGUCAACCUUCUUUGUAUGGUCGAAUUAUGGUAAUUAGAUCUUCGCCGGCGAUGCCAUCGUCUGGGGUUUGUGCUCGUUAUGGCUUUGGUUUCGACGUCGGUGGUUGGGGCACGGCGUGCCUAUACAGUCGUUAGUCGAAUAGGGGUCGUUUGACGUGGCGGACCCAGUUUCCACCUCGCCGGAAUCACAGAUCCUUUGGAUUGUUAGACCCGAGGAUUAUUCUGAGGUGACGAAUUGGUCGUGUUGCCUCGUGGAAACCCUCGCUUGUUAUUUUCGUUUUGUGUUGGAAGCGUCGGGCGGCGAGCGUUGACGGUCUCUCCUGCUCUGCGUGUCUUGUUGUUUUGGGCUGAGUGUGCUAUUGUGCGUUUUGUGUGUUGUGCAUCAGGUUUACCUGGUAGUGUUUUUGGGCAGUACCGACGGCAGGGGAGAGGGGCCGCGAGGAGAACGGAGGUUGGAGGGAGGAACGAUGUAUGGUAUGCUAAAAAUAUGUAAGUAUGCCUGGUGAGCGAAGGUGGAAAUAUGAAGUACGGAACAG